UCGUGACAUCAGCGCCAUUAUGGAGUAAUUUCAUUACGCCGGGAGCAGAGCUGUAAUCAUUCAGAGCAGGGCUGUAGAAAGGGCGGGAUCGUCUGGAAUAGGGCGGAGCUAGACCGUACAGGCCAACGCUUUCCCUUCGGAGCUACACGCCACCUCCCCCGAGCAACCGGUAGUACACAACCCGGUAGAGUCGAUCACCGGAUCAACGGUGAAGUCCUGCUCUUUAGUACUGAAACCAAAACUUUCAACACCGCCACGCAAAGUCAGACUUCCAGGAGUUAUAACGAAACAAGUGACAGAAGGAUUCGCCCACUAGCCCAAGUUUUCUAACCUGACUACAGACCGGGGCGACCGGAAAUUUUCAUCGGGGCUACCUGCGACCCACUCCCGAGGAACUAUGGAAGAGUUGACGGCGUUUGUGUCCAAAUCGUUCGACGGGAAAGACAAGGCGGAGGAGAUACGCGAAGAGCGGACGUACAAGGAGGUACUCGGGGACUUGAAGGGAGACAUGGACCAAAGGCACGGGGACUCCGGGGCUGAGUCCGAUGUAGACGGGGACGAUCUCUGCCCCGUGGGGUCCCCUGGCCUCCCCGUGGGUCUGGGGGGAGGAGAGAACAGUCCCGGUCCGGAAAACAAAGACCCGUCUAAACCCGGAGAGAAGAAAGAUGACAUUGAAUCUCCGAACUCCAAGGACGGCAAGCUGAAACAGCGACGCUCCAGAACGAACUUCACCUUGGAGCAGCUUCAGGAGCUGGAGCGCCUGUUCGACGAGACGCACUACCCAGACGCCUUCAUGAGGGAGGAGCUGUCACAACGGCUAGGGCUAUCAGAGGCGAGAGUACAGGUUUGGUUCCAAAACCGGCGAGCAAAGUGUAGGAAACAGGAGAACCAGUUACAAAAAGGCGGAGACAUGUUGUGUUCAGCGUUGCGAGGCAAUCUGACCACGCGUGUUUCUGCACACACAGGUAUGAUGAUGGGCUCCAACCUGGACACCUGCCGGGUGGCACCCUACAUGAACAUGGGCACAGUGCGCAUGCCCUUCGAGAGAGUCCAGGCACACCUCCAGUUCGAUGCUGCUGCGCACGCGCCACAUCCAAGCAUGAUGCUCUACGCGCCUGCGCCCUACGCUCUACCCAUCACGUCCAUGGCUGGUUCCCUGGCUGCGGGGUCACUAGAGGUCACCAAGAAUAGCAAGAACAACAGCAUCGCUGACCUGAGGCUGAAGGCACGCAAACACGCCGAGGCACUCGGGUUGUAGGUCAAAGGGCAAAUUUCAAUCUGCACAUCAUUCUUCAUCUCAGGAAAUCUCACCAUUUUAGGACUUUGUAUGGAAGACGUUACAUCUUUACUCGUUAUUUGAAGCAAAAAUAUUGAUAUAUCCCGGGCAGGAGAUAAAAAAUGCAACGAGCUUUUCCAAAAGACUAUUUGUCACACAGAAGAGGUUACAUCUUAAGCGUUU
Molecule: messenger RNA, 1459 nt
Organism: Branchiostoma floridae (Florida lancelet)
Lineage: Eukaryota; Metazoa; Chordata; Leptocardii; Amphioxiformes; Branchiostomatidae
Product: short stature homeobox protein-like
Exons: 4
Coding region: 398-1258 (286 amino acids)
Biological process (GO): regulation of transcription by RNA polymerase II
Cellular component (GO): nucleus
Molecular function (GO): DNA-binding transcription factor activity, RNA polymerase II-specific; sequence-specific double-stranded DNA binding
Source: RefSeq, a predicted model, not a curated record